AGAGAGAGGGGGGAAGAGAGACUCAGAUUGCGUGUGCACGCUUUACCGUGUGUGUGUGAGUGUGUUGGUGAUGCUGGGAAUCGGACGACAUGAGCUCUACAUGAGUCGUGUAAAAAUGCUUUAAGACGCUCUCGGCGUUCGUGUCUGACCCCUCCGAACCGAGGACGAGCCUGAAGCGGAGCCGUGUAUAGAAAUAUCCAUCACGACCAGGAACAGCACUGUCUUAAGCCUGCAGAGGCAGAAUGCCGGAGCAGAGCAACGACUACCGUGUGGUGGUGUUCGGAGCAGGAGGAGUGGGGAAGAGCUCUCUGGUCCUGCGCUUUGUUAAGGGCACUUUCAGGGACACCUACAUCCCCACAGUGGAGGACACCUACCGGCAAGUGAUCAGCUGUGAUAAAAGCGUGUGCACCCUACAGAUCACAGACACCACGGGUAGCCACCAGUUCCCAGCCAUGCAGCGCCUCUCCAUCUCCAAGGGCCACGCCUUCAUCCUGGUCUACUCCAUCACAAGCAAACAGUCUCUGGAGGAGCUGAAACCCAUUUAUCAACAGAUCCUGGCCAUAAAAGGCAACGUGGAGUCCAUCCCCAUAAUGCUUGUGGGAAACAAGAGCGAUGAAACCCAUCGCGAGGUAGAAACCAAGGAUGGGGAGGACCAGGCCAACCGCUGGAAGUGCGCCUUCAUGGAGACGUCAGCCAAGACCAACCACAACGUUACAGAGCUCUUCCAGGAGCUCCUUAAUUUGGACAAGAAGAGGAACAUGAGCCUCAACAUCGAUGGCAAGCGCUCUGGGAAGCAAUCCCGCGCAGAGAGACUGAAGGGGAAAUGCAGCGUAAUGUAGAUCUCAAAGGAGGGGAAAAGGGAGGAGAGGGAAAAAGGGGGAGGGUAAGCUGAUCAGGAGAGGUAAAGAAGAAGGACAAGACAAAAAAGAGACCCUGUUAAUCUAAUCAAAGCAAACAUUUUGCAAUGGUAAUGGAAAUCCUACUAUCCAUAUCCCCCAUUUGUUUAAGUUGGGUAUUCAAAACCACUGUUCACCAGGAAGAAGCCGGUAAUCAGAACUGUCUGGCUAAGAGGUGAGAAGGCGGCAUAAUAUCAAGGAAAUGUUGAGAAGACAAGUAAAGAUGGCAGCAUGGACAUGUGCAUCAACUAAAUGCACCAAAAUCUGAGAUUGAUCACAGAAUGGAACCAUAAUCAAAACCGAAUGAAGGUCUCUGAUUAGUUGAAAUCAUUUAUUAGCCCAAUUCUUUUCAUUUGUGCUUCUCUGCUCACAUUUAAUCUCCUCCUCAGCCUCCCAACACCUCCAUCCUCUGCAUCUCCACUAUUCCAACAACCUUAAAAUAACUCAUUUUUAUUUAAUUCAAGAUCAUCAUCAUCUGGUGAAAUCACAAUCAGUCCUAAAUGUGGGAAUCACGCACCUGAGACUGCCAGCAUGAGCAGCACUCAGCAGAACAUACAACCACGGCCCGUCCCAGAGCAGCAGCGUCAGACUCGGAUGUAUAUAACCACGGGGACUCUUCCAUCUAACCUAAACAUGUUCAGCCUCAACUCAUUGUUCCGUCACAGGAGAGGAGCAAGUCCAGGCUGAAACUUCCCUUCAUUGUUCCCCCUCAGAGAAGGGAAAAAAGGAUUCAUUUACCAAACGAUCUUAAAAAAAAAAAAAACUCAUCAACAAAACCUUCGAAAGAUCAUCAUCUAAACUGACAUGGUAUCUAGCUGUACACUGAUACAGGCAACAAUCCUUUUAAAACUUUCAAAGACUGAAGCAGAAUAACUGAAGAGGAGGAAGGUGGACUCGCGUGAGGACAGAGGAAAAACAAGGCCGCCUUGUUUACCAGGAUGGUACACUUGGAUACUUAUUGCCAAGCUGCAAAGAGGAAUGAAAAAAAAAACAUGGGAAGAGGUCAAGAAUAUCAGCUUGCUUUGGCACUUUUCAUGUGAAAGUUUCUCUUUAUGCCUUUUUUUUUCUAGUCUGUUUGCUUUACGAUGGUCUUUAAAAACCACGCCAAGUGGGAAAGAAAUCCUUAAAUUUAAAGCACACCGAAGGAGAGAAAAAUAGGGCGCUAUAAGAAAACAUGCUCCAUGAGGAUUAUUCAGUGAACUGCUAACCUUGUUUCUCCUCGGCUGGUUUGAUUAUUAAUACAGAGCAGACAAGUUUGGAAGCUCUGGUAAAGAUGUGUUAAAAGCCUUAAAAUAAAAUCAAGAUUUAUGUCUGCGGACUAAGACGGUCAGGGAAGGAUGCUAAUUUUGUCUCUGUUGAACCAUUCCUGGGUUGAUUUGGCCAAAUGUUUUGAAUCAUUAUCCUGCUCAAAGUCCAGAAAUAUUUUGCCAGUAUCAUUUCCUAAAAUGGUCUCUCACAUCUCCUAUUUCGAAGUGCAACGAAAGGAAACCGGCAUCUGAUACAGGAAGUCGUGGAUUACUCGUUAAAUGUUCUUGGACACGCUAAACAUUUACUGGAACAAAGGUAAUUUCACAAAAACAGUUUUUUUUUCUCAGCAUGGACAAUUUUCCCUGCAAAAUAAAUGUACUCACACUAAAGGUUUUUUAGUAUGAUACAAUUAUACUGGAAUAAAAUAUCAUUUACUUCAUGGGUUUGGUAUCUGCAAAAGGAAGUUGGUCAGAGACAAUGGCGGCUUUGAUAAAGGGCAUGUAGGCGGUAGCCCAGGGUAGCAUUAGAAGGGGGGCGCUCAGAUAUGACCUGUAUGUAUAUGCAGUCAAUGGGAAGUUAGGGCCCUGUGUGUUGCCUAGGCGCCCCCUUCUUGGUGUUGUCAGUCACAGUAAGCCCAUGUUAGGUGAGGUGCAAACUAUCUUGUGACUUCCUCUCUUCUUUUAGCUGGCGCUACCUUUAGCCAUGCCCAUCUGGAAAGUUUGACAAAAUAAAAUUUUCACAACCUGCACCGAAGUGGAGGUUUGGGAUAGCAGAAGACGUGGCUCGCCCAGGGCACACAUUCAGGCUAAAACAAUCACCAACAAAAAGUAGAGAGAACAUUUGGAAAAAUGGAUUUCUUCAGAAUUGCUACUGCAAAAAAAAAAAAAA
Molecule: messenger RNA, 3032 nt
Organism: Fundulus heteroclitus (mummichog)
Lineage: Eukaryota; Metazoa; Chordata; Actinopteri; Cyprinodontiformes; Fundulidae
Gene: diras1b
Product: DIRAS family, GTP-binding RAS-like 1b
Exons: 3
Coding region: 243-839 (198 amino acids)
Biological process (GO): signal transduction
Cellular component (GO): plasma membrane
Molecular function (GO): GTP binding; GTPase activity; GDP binding
Source: RefSeq, a predicted model, not a curated record